Eurytemora carolleeae is the source of this 4003-nucleotide messenger RNA. RefSeq lists its product as uncharacterized. Gene Ontology annotation, molecular function: RNA binding. Bases 167 to 3517 code for a protein of 1116 amino acids. The record is from RefSeq and is a predicted model, not a curated record. NCBI's taxonomy places the organism in Eukaryota, Metazoa, Arthropoda, Copepoda, Calanoida, Temoridae. The transcript has 4 exons. Gene Ontology annotation, cellular component: ribonucleoprotein complex.
UGUUGAAGGAUCUCAAGUAAUAUCUAGUCCUAAAUUGUUCAUAUUUUCAGAAUCUUUCAAGUCCAAAUCUCCUGAACCCAGAGCUGAGGUCCUCAAGUUGGAUAAUUGACGACCUCUGACCUCUGGACCUAGAUAAACCUAACCUGGACCUAAUCUCUGAUCUAGUAUGUCAAGCGAGGACCAUCCUCCAUGUUCGAGGCUGUUUGUUAGCAUCGGACCUAAUUUUACCGAAGACGAAGUCCGCGAAGCAUUCCAGCGCUAUGGAGAUAUUGAAUACCUUCAAAUCCCUAGGGAUAAGGUGAAGGGAGGGAAUCGUGGUUAUGUGUUUGUCAAGUAUAAGAAAACCUCCGAGGCUGCAGCUGCGGUGGAGGCUCUAAACAACUCCCAGCUUGGUGCAGAGAAGAAUAAUAUUCAUGUUGCUGUGGCGGGGGCAAGGAAGGAGGACGGAUCAUCAAACUCUGAUAUUAUUCCACAAAGGAUUAUUGUCAAGAUGCCAGAGUAUACAGAGAUUGAUGACAUUCGAUCCAUUUUCUCCACAUUUGGCAAUAUAGUCGACAUUACUCAUGCCAAGUCCGACAAUAAGAAAGCAAUCCUCAAGUUUUCCUGCUUUUCAGAAGCAGCACACUGUUUUGAAAACUGUAAAGCCAGUUAUUUUCCGCAUUUUGUUCUACCGAAAAAGAAGGAGAAGGUUGAAGGGGUCCAGGGAGGAGGAAACAUGGUUUCUUCAGGAUUCAGGAGCGGUAUGAACUCGGGAGCUAUGGCUCUAAGACCUGGAGCCCAGUAUGGUCAAUCCAACCUUCCUCAGUAUAACAACCAGUGCACCAAGGUUAGAGUGCUUUUCCAUCCGUCUCUGAGCAAGGAUAAUCUUUCCGGUAUCUUCAAUAUAAUCCCCGGGUUUGUAGACAUAGAGUUCCUGGAUAUGACGUCACAAGGAGCUAUGGGUGGCGCCACCUAUGACAACCCACAGUCUGCUGCCCAUGCCGUGGAAAGAAUAAACGGUCUAGAGUAUCCCCUGGGUUCAAAGCUUGAGGUUCAGUUUGCAACUGUGGCCAACAUGGCCACAGGCGUAGACAGCAAAGUCAGCACUCUUCUUAACACCAUAAAGGAGGCGACUAGUGCUCUAAAGGGAACUGGAUAUAAUAUAUCUGUAUCCGGGUUACCGGAUGAAACCCCGGGGUUUGGUUCCGGAUAUGGAUACGGAAAUGUGAGCAACUACGGGUAUAUGAAUGACAAGUUUGGAGGUGGAGGUAUGGGAGGUGGAGGUAUGGGAGGUGGAGGUAUGGGAGGUGGAGGUAUGGGAGGUGGAGGUAUGGGAGGUGGAGGUAUGGGAGGUGGAAGUAUGGGAGGUGGUGGUAUUGGAGGCAGUGGUAUGGGAGGCGGUUUCGGAAGUGGAUAUGGUGGUGUAGGAGACGCCGGAGGAGGAAAUACAUCCGCUGGCUACCCUCCACUCACUCCGCUGAGCCAGGAGGUAAACCAAAGAAGUUCUGUUCGACUUCCGCCACCCCAAGACGUUGUAACCCACGACGUCGACGUCAAACAAAGACUUUUCUUUGUCAUCCGAGAUUCAUAUGAUCAUCCUCAACCUGAAAUGAUCACGGACCUUUUCUGUAGAUUCGGAAACCUUGUCAACGCGCAUUGUCUCUCCGGGAAAAAGUGCGGAUACGCGCGGUAUUCUAGUAUUGAGAGCGCGGAGAAGUGUAUUAAGAUGUUGAACGGAGCAGGGUUCAGUGGUGGGUUCUUAAAGGUGGAGAAAGCCGAACCUGAGAAGUAUCAGAAGGAAUACAAGAAACGGAAAACAGAAUUGUACAAGUGUACUACAGAUUGUAAUCCAGUAGUUAAAUCUUCAAUACUGACUUUUGAUCCAGGAGAACAAUACACUGAACCAGAGACAGGAUACAGAGAACACUUUACAACUCUUGAAACCAUGGAUUACAGAAGAUCAAGUAGGUUUGACGAGCAGGGAGGAACCAGGCAUGAGGAACCCAGAUACUCCAGGUUGUUCAUCAUUGGGGGCAAGUCCUGUUCUGAAGAUGAGAUGAGACGUAUCUUCUCAGAGUUUGGAGAGGUUGAGUUCGUGAGCGUGAAAAAGGACAGGAACACCAUGGCGAACAAGGGGUUUGCCUACGUCAAGUUCAAGAAAACCUCUCAGGCUGCCAUUGCCUUGGAGGAGAUGAGUGGAAAGUGUAUUGGAACAGACACUAGACCCAUCAAGGUUGUUAUUGCAUCUGAGAGAACGGAGGGACCUAACGAAGAGAUCACUGCCACCAGGCUGUUCAUCAAAGUCCCCAAAACCAUGGAGAUUCCAGAUAUCAAGGAUGCAUUUUCUGCAUUCGGAUCUGUCGAGCAUGUGUCUCUGGUUCGUGACAAGGCUACAGGAAAUCCUAGAGGUUUGGCUUACGUCAACUACCAUAAGUUCUCUGAUGCUGCUACUGCCGUAGAAAAUGCUGACCGAAGUUUCCAGGCGCAGUUUGCUGAACCUAAAACUAAAACCAUUGUUGGCAAGGAUGCCCAUAUGGGAAACCGUCAUGAUAACAUGGGAAGCAUGAACAGUAUGGGAAGUAUGGGAGGUAUGGGAAGCAUGGGGGGUAUGGGAGGAGGAUAUGGAGAUAUGGGUGGGUAUCAGCAGGCUGCAUCACAGACGAUGAUGGGCAUGAUGCAGUAUCAACAGACUAUGAGCACCUCCUGCAGACUGAAGGUUCUCUUUAAUCCGUCUGUUAGUAAGGACAUGUUCUGGAUGCUCUUCAAUAUUGUCCCUGGCCUAGUCAGCUGUGAUUUAGUUGAGAUCACUACUGAAGGUGCCAUAGGCUGUGUGACAUACUCUAACCCUCAGUCUGCAGCUUAUGCCCUGGAACGGAUUAACGGGUUUGAAUAUCCAACUGGAUCUAGGAUACAGAUCAAGAUUGAUGAGUCUACUGGAUCUAUGUCUACUGGUAUGAGUAUGGGACCUGGAUCAGGGGUGGGAGGAAGUGUUGGAAGUAUGUCUGAGCACUCGAAUGGAAAUGCAAAUGUUCCAUCAGACAUCAAGAGUUUGAUCAACACUAUCCAGCAGGCAACUGAGACUCUAAAAUCAACUGGAUUUGGAAACCUAGUGGGAGGAGGGACACCAGGGGUAGGAGCGGGCAUGGGAGGAGGAGGAGGGGCUAGUAUGGGAGGAAUGAAUACUCUUGGAUACAAGAAUGGAUCUGUGGAUGCCCAAAAUGUGUGCUCUGCUAAACUACCUCCGAAGCAACCCGUUCUCCCAGCAAACACAAAGACAGAAGAGCGUCUGUUCUUUGUGAUGAGAGAAGCUAUGGAGCUCCCCGACCCGGCCAUUAUCACUGACACAUUCUGCAGAUUUGGAAAUCUCAUUGACGCGCAAUGCAUCCGCGGCAAGAAAUGCGGGUAUGCGCGUUAUGCGAAUAAGGAGAGUGCAACCCAUGCUAUUUCUGUUCUGAACGGAGAAGAUCUCCUGGGGUCAAGAAUCAAGGUUGAAGUUGCUGAUGAAGAUAGAAGACCAAAGCGGGCUAGGGUUGUGUGAAUUGAUGAACAGAAAACUUUUAAAAAUUUAGCAACGCUUGGGACACUUGAAAAUUAAAAAUUGAAAUGAAAAUGAGUUGAUCUUUUUUUGGAUUUUGAUUGGUGACAGGGUUAUUCCUAUUAUUGUAAAUUCUUAAGAGAACAAAAACAUUUGUCAACUUGAACAAACAACUAUUCAACUACGUCUCUAAAUAUGUACUUCUCACAACCAACUAAUUUACUCAUAACAUUUAUGUCAGAACUAAAACAAUAUACUUCUCUCACAUUUUUUAAAAUGAAUCAGUCGUUAAAACUGGUUGAUACACUAAACUGUUGUAUUUCUUGUAUGUACUUCGUAAAUGUAAAAUUGUCCGUCAGCAGUAAACUAAAUUUGUUCAAAACAUUUUUGUUAAUUAUUUUUCAGCAAAAAUUUCUGUUUUUGUCUCGAUUAUUAUUUUGCCCGUAGUAAAUAAUCUGUAAGGUUUUUUAUAAUAAAUUAUCAAUUUCA